This is a messenger RNA of Peromyscus maniculatus bairdii (prairie deer mouse), 756 nucleotides long. The record is from RefSeq and is a predicted model, not a curated record. NCBI's taxonomy places the organism in Eukaryota, Metazoa, Chordata, Mammalia, Rodentia, Cricetidae.
AUGGGUUUGGAAAAUGGUUCUUUGGUGACUGAAUUCAUCCUACAGGGAUUAACAAAUGACCCUGAUCUCCAGUUACUCCUGUUCUUACUCUUUCUGCUAAUAUAUACAACCACAGCACUGGGGAAUGCAGCUUUGAUCAGAUCUUGCUCUGAGGAUAACCAGCUUCUGAAACCAGUCUCAUUUGACAGAUUUAUCNNNAUCUGUAAUCCACUCUUGUAUAAUGUUACUAUGUCCCCCAAGGUAUGUUCCUAUCUUAUACUUGGUUCAUACAUAAUGGGAUUUUCUGGUGCCAUGAUCCACACUGGAUGCAUCCUAAGACUGACUUUCUGUGACAGGAACACCAUCAACCACUAUUUCUGUGACCUUUUCCCUUUGCUGCAGCUCUCCUGCACCAGCACUUACGUCAAUGAGAUAGAGAUUCUUAUUGUAGGUGGGAUAUAUAUCUUUGUGCCCACUGUCAUUAUCUUUACCUCUUAUGGCUUCAUCCUUUCUAACAUCCUUCAAAUGAGAUCCACUGCAGGCAUAGCCAAAGCCUUUAGCACAUGCAGCUCCCACAUUCUUGCUGUUUCUCUAUUCUUUGGAUCUUGUGCAUUUAUGUAUCUUCAACCCUCCUCACCUGGAUCUAUGGAUCAGGGAAAAAUAUCUUCUGUCUUUUAUACCAUUGUGGUUCCGAUGAUGAACCCCUUAAUUUAUAGCUUGAGAAACAAGGAUGUUAAAGUCGCCCUGAGAAAAACCUUUAGCAGGAGGAGGCUUUGA